This is a messenger RNA of Ilex paraguariensis (yerba mate), 981 nucleotides long. NCBI's taxonomy places the organism in Eukaryota, Viridiplantae, Streptophyta, Magnoliopsida, Aquifoliales, Aquifoliaceae. The record is from the annotation of a GenBank genome assembly.
AUGGGCGUUCGGUGGUCGGACUCGGCUUUCCUCUUCUUGGAGACAGGUGUCUCUGGGGCCAUGUAUCUUGCUUAUGAGUACGCAAGGAGAGGGGCAUGCUUAGCUCUUGUAGAGAGGAGAGAGCAGCGUCUUCGAAUAGUAGCUGAGUGUGCACGAGAGUUGGGGGCUGCUGACGUUAUAGCAAUUCGUGCUGAUGUUUCCAAUGUUGAUGACUGCAAGCUCGUCGUUGAUGAAACCAUGAAUCGCUAUGGCUGUCUUUUCACAGUGGAUCAUCUGGUAAAUAAUGCUGGUGUCAAUCAAGUCUGUAUGUUGGAAGAAGUCGAUGAUAUUACUGAUCUCAGACCCGUAAUGGAUAUUAACUUUUGGGGUUCCGUUUAUACUACCCAGUUUGCCGCACCACACCUAAGAAACAGCAAGGGUAAGAUCAUUGCCCUUUCUUCAUCUGCUUCAUGGUUGCCUAAGCCAAGGAUGAGCUUGUACAAUGCAAGCAAAGCAGCAAUGGCACAAUUUUUUGAGACUCUGAGGGUUGAAUUUGCACCGGACGUCAAGAUAACACUAGUGACUCCUGGGUUUAUAGAGUCCGAGUUAACCCAAGGAAAAUUCUUAACAGAGGGAGGCAAAGUGGUGGUUGAUCAAGAAAUGAGGGAUGUAAGUUUUUCUCCUUCGAUUUGUUGCUUCUCGAUUUCAUAUGGUUCAUUGAGCAUAAUGCCCGUCGCUGCAGCAGAAGCAUGCGCCAAAGCGAUUGUGAAUAGUGCAUGCAGGGGAGACAGAUAUGUGACGCAUCCAGCAUGGUUUAGCGUCACGUUUCUGUGGAAGGUGUUCUGCCCUGAGGUGAUGGACUUGUUUUUCCGACUGCUGUAUAAUCCUAGGCCCGGGGUUUCACUAGAGGAAACACUAAGCAAACAGAUCUUGGAUCUCACCGGGUCCCAGAAAGUACUUUACCCAGGGAACAUCCAAACACCUGAGCAGAAAACAGAUUAA